CAGUGGGGACAGUGAGGAGACAACAGCCACCAGUGAGAAGACACCUACUCCACCCCCUCCUUCAUCAUCGCCAGCUCCUGCCCUUUCAGCUUCCCCCAUUGCUACUACAACCACUUCUACUACUGUUGAUACUACUACUACUACUACUACUACCACUACUACUACUGCUGCUGCUGCUGCCAUCACCACUACCCCAACCACUGCCACCACUGCUACCACCGCCAUCACUACUACCACCACUGCCGCCGCCACCAUCACCACUACCACCACCACCACUACAGACACCCCUACUGCUCCUCCUGUUUCUGCUGCUUCUGAAGCUUCAGAAACCAAACCUGAUAAUCCAGCCACUUCAGAGCUUGACAAAGUUAAGCAGCAGACUAAUCUUUCAGUAUUCACCAUGAAACUGCAGAGAAGAAAUUUUCGAGCCAUGAUGUUCCUGCAUUACUCGAAAGGGAAAAGUGCAGCUGACAGUCAUGAAAUUUUGUAUCGAUUAUUUCAGGAUUUAAGUCCCUCUUACAGUACAGUUAAAUUCUGGUUUGGAGAAUUUAGACGUGGUAAAGAAGAUUUGGAAGAUGACCAAAGAACUAGCCGCCCAAACGCUUCAAUACUCGCUGAAAAUAUUGAAGUUAUAGAGGCAAUGUUGAAUAGUGAUAAAAGAGUGACACCUAAAGAAAUAGAAGGUACCUUAAGCAUUGGAUCAGGAAAUGUCAAAUGGAUUCUACAGAAUCAUAUGCAUUUAAAACAGCAUAGUUGCUGUUGGAUUCCACAAACUCUUAAUGAAAUGCAAAAGCAGGCUCGAGUGGAAUGGUGUCAUUAUAUGCUGAAAAAAUUUGAAAAUGGAGGUUCUCCUAAGGUCUGGGAUAUUGUUGUAGAAGACCAGAUUUGGCUUUAUCAAUAUGAACCUGAAACAAAACGGCAGGCUUCUGUUUGGGUCUUUCCAGAUGAAGACCCUCCUUUAAAACUGAAAAGGCCUCGAAGUGUUGGGAAAACAAUGAUGGCAACUUAUUUCCAAAGAAGUGGUUAUCUAGUGACCACGUCUUUGACAGACAGGGAAAUAGUCAGUGCACAGUGGUACGUGACCAAGUGUUUACCCCAGUUGUUUGAAGCAAUCAAAUUGAAGCGCCCAGACUCUGGUCUCCGGGGCAUUCUCCUCCACCAUGAUGACACUCGUAUCAAUACUGCUGCAGCAACACUCGACUUGCUAGCUGAAAACCACGUACAGAUAAUCUCUCACCCUGACUCUAGCCCUGAUCUGUCACCUUGUGAUUAUUUUUUGUUCUCCAAAGUGAAAGAAAAGCUGAGGGGCAUCCGAUUUGAGAGCCCCGAAGAAGCUGUCCAGGCACUGGUCAACCAAAUGUCUCAACUGUCCAAUUUUGAAUGGACUCAGUGUUUUUCAAAUUGGUUUAAAAGAAUGAAAACUUGUAUAGAUUGUGAGGGGGAUUAUUUUGAAAAAACCUGAUUACUUUUUUUUCUUUUCUUUUUUUUUUAUUUUGGAAACAACAAAAAAAAAAACGACCAACUAACAAACAAACAAACAAACAAAACCACAAAAAACAAAACAGUUUUUGUUGUAAGGUGUUGAGGACAGGAACUCUCUGAAUGUUAACUGUACAUAGCCCACUAUUAAUAUUUAUUAUUAUUAUCAUUAUUAUAGUUUAACAUUACUACUAUUAGGCAAAUUGAUAUAUCUUCACUCAGAUUUUUUUUCUAUUAACAUUAUAUAUAUAUGUAUAUAUAUAUAAUAAUAAUAAUAAUAUAACUAACAACAUAGUUGUUUAACCCGUUUCCCUCCCCUGCCACCUCCUCCCUCCCUCUUCCCAACCUUAAAAAAAAAGAAGAAAAAAAAAGAAAGCUACUAGUUUUCUCUCCUGAGUUAGCGUUUUUCAUUAGGGAGUCGACCAAUGAAAUUUACUUUCAACUUGUAUUGCUGUUAUCUUCUCUUUCAGAAUCAGAGGCAGCGACAGAGAAAGAGACAACUGUGUCUCCAAAUAAUGCCUUGCAAGCUGAGCAGUGGAACGGUGUGAAGGACAGCACUGAGGCUACUUCAGAGGGAACAGCUGAUAGUGAGGAAAGCAACAAAUGAUUGGAAUCAAAACUAGUUCUACUUCAUAGAUAUCAGUUUUUUAUUCAGUAUGAUCAUAAUAACGAUAAUAAUAAUAAUAAUUAAAAAAAGAAAGAAAAAAAAAAGAAGACAAACCAUAAACGAACUUUUAUCCUUAUUCCCACUUUCUUGGUUAUUUCAGCUUCAAGUUGAUAAAAAGAUCUCCCAAAA
This is a messenger RNA of Octopus bimaculoides (California two-spot octopus), 2275 nucleotides long. RefSeq lists its product as uncharacterized. Gene Ontology annotation, biological process: negative regulation of DNA-templated transcription. Lineage: Eukaryota; Metazoa; Mollusca; Cephalopoda; Octopoda; Octopodidae. The record is from RefSeq and is a predicted model, not a curated record. Gene Ontology annotation, cellular component: SWI/SNF complex. Gene Ontology annotation, molecular function: nuclear receptor binding; nucleosomal DNA binding.